Cuscuta epithymum is the source of this 1503-nucleotide messenger RNA. Lineage: Eukaryota; Viridiplantae; Streptophyta; Magnoliopsida; Solanales; Convolvulaceae. The record is from the annotation of a GenBank genome assembly.
CCAAUAUACUACACCUCAGCCGACCUGCCACUCUCCUUCUGUGUUUACACCGAUAUCAUUUCCUUCGAUCUACUAUCGCCACCCACCUCCGAUCCCCCACCGGCAGAGAUUUUAUACCCGCUUCCAUGGAUACCCCGCCAGCCUUGCUAACUAGAUAAGCAGAUCUCAUCUGCUAUUAAAUCGCGUUCGUCGAUCUACAACUGAAAGAAGCGAAGUACCGAAGAUCUUCCAUUGGUCGAGUAGCGAAAUCUCCAGAUCGACUGAGAAUGAAAGAGAGGAUGAGAAGAGAUGGAUGAUGGUGGACACUGUGAGAACGGCAGGCACAAACUACCUCAGGGCCAGUGGGGGUUGAUGCAGCAUCAUCAGCCGACGAUGAAGCAGAUAAUGGCGAUCAUGGCCGAAAGAGAUGGUGCCAUACAAGAGAGAAACUUGGCCCUCUCCGAAAAAAAGGCUGCCCUGGCUGAACGGGACACCGCCAUUCUACAACGAGACACUGCCAUAGCUGAACGUAAUAAUGCUAUUAUGGAACGUGACAAUGCCAUCGCCACUCUUCACUAUCACGAGAACUCAAUGAAACACACCCACCACCAUCAUCACCCCCACAUGAUCGAAGCCGCUGCAGCAGCAUAUAAUAACUCUAGGGAUAUUAUGAUGCAACACAUGAGUGAUGUCAUACCAAUGGCACCGGCUGCUCCCGAGCCCUCUCCUCCCCCACUAAAGGUGGCUCGCCAGAACAAGCGUGCUAAAGAACCGAAACCCGCCGCCACGUCAUCCAACAGUAAAAAAACUUCAAAACCAUCAAAGAGAGUUAAGAAGGAAGAUGAUGAGCUUAAUAACAGACAACAUUUGGUGGUUGUGUCGAAACCUCCAGAUUGGAAGGACCAGGACUUGGGUUUGAACCAGGUUGCCUUUGACGAAACGAUUAUGCCGGUCCCUGUUUGUUCGUGUACAGGAGUUUUAAGGCCUUGUUACAAAUGGGGUAAUGGUGGUUGGCAGUCAUCUUGCUGUACGACCAAUCUGUCGAUGUAUCCUCUUCCUACUGUUCCUAACAAGCGCCAUGCCCGGAUUGGUGGAAGGAAGAUGAGUGGGAGUGCGUUUAAUAAGCUGAUAAGCCGUCUUGCUGCGGAGGGUCAUGAUCUGUCAAACCCGGUUGACCUCAAGGAGCAUUGGGCUAAGCAUGGAACCAACCGCUACAUCACCAUCAAAUAAAUUUUAAACAGGGAAGAUGCCUCUCUAUAAAAAAAUCUUCUUGUAUGUUAAGAUAAUGACUCCUCUCUCUCUCAUGCAUAACUGCUUUGUGUAGAAUGUAUUGUACUAGUAGUUGAUUUCAAAGCAAUUCUGGAUAUUACUUUAAACCAGUGUAUUUUGGAUGUUGUAUCAAGUUAGCUACUAAUUUGUUGUAAUGGCUUCUAUAGCGUUGUUAUUUUUAUCGCUGGAUGUAAUUCUGUAAAUCUUUUGUUUAUUCUUACUGCUCUGUUUGAAAGAUAAAAUUGUUAAGGAUUG